This is a messenger RNA of Triticum urartu, 1884 nucleotides long. It is a transcript of the gene GRXS17, whose product is annotated as thioredoxin family protein. Gene Ontology annotation, biological process: intracellular iron ion homeostasis. The record is from RefSeq and is a predicted model, not a curated record. NCBI's taxonomy places the organism in Eukaryota, Viridiplantae, Streptophyta, Magnoliopsida, Poales, Poaceae. Gene Ontology annotation, cellular component: nucleus; cytosol.
CCGUCGCACCGCACGGGGCUGGAGAGGAAAACCCCAGGUCGCAACCCCUCGGCACGAGUCAUCGUCCGUCGUCUCUCUCCCCGGAUCGCCCCCGCUGGUAGCUACCAUCUCAAGCGCUCUCGCCGUCGAUUGCUGUUUUUUGGUGGGGAAGUGUGAGGGAGCGGAGGCGGCGAUGGCGAGCGGCGGCGGGGCGGUGAGGGAGGUGGGGUCGAGGGCGGAGCUGGACGCGGCGGUCGGCGGCGCGCGGGCCGCCGCGGUGCACUUCUGGGCGGCCUGGUGCGAGGCCUCCAAGCAGAUGGACGAGGUCUUCGCGCACCUCGCCGUCGACUUCCCCCACGCGCUCUUCCUCAGGGUUGAGGCUGAAGAACAACCGGAAAUUUCAGAGGCAUAUGGAGUUACAGCAGUGCCAUACUUUGUUUUAUGCAAGGAAGGCAAACCUGUUGAUACCUUGGAGGGCGCAAACCCAGCCAGCCUGGCCAAUAAGGUUGCAAAGUUAGCUGGGCCUGCCAAUGUUGCUCAGUCUGCUGCACCUGCUAGCUUGGGGGUGGCUGCUGGGCCUGCUGUACUCGAAAAGGUCCAAGAAAUGGCACGGCAAAAUGGAUCUUCUGCUGCUGAAAGUACACUGAAGAAGCGUUUGGAGCAGCUUGUCAACUCCCAUCCUGUCAUCUUAUUUAUGAAGGGAAAUCCAGAAGAACCAAGGUGUGGUUUCAGCCGAAGGGUGGUUGACAUUUUGAAGCAGGAAGGUGUUGAAUUUGGGAGCUUUGACAUCCUUACAGAUAAUGAAGUACGUGAAGGACUGAAGAAGUUCUCUAACUGGCCAACUUUUCCUCAGUUGUACUGCAAAGGUGAGCUGCUUGGUGGGUGUGAUAUUGUUAUUGCCAUGCAUGAAAGUGGUGAACUGAAGGAUGUGUUAAAGGAGCACAACAUUCCUCUCACGCAACAAGGAAGCAAAAUUGAGGAGCCAGUGAUGUCUGAAUCUGCAAAUGAACAGAGUCCUGAGGCAAUUGGGCUUACGGAAGCUCAGAAAGCUCGUUUGGAGAGCCUCACUAAUUCUAACCCAGUGAUGAUAUUUAUCAAAGGUUCACCUGAGGAGCCCAAGUGUGGAUUCAGUGGGAAGGUCGUUCAUAUUCUUAAGCAGGAGAAGAUUCCUUUCUCAAGUUUUGACAUUCUUUCAGAUGAUGAGGUUAGGCAAGGUCUAAAGGUUCUAUCAAACUGGCCUAGUUACCCUCAGGUGUACAUCAAGGGUGAACUGGUUGGUGGUUCGGACAUAGUGAUGGAGAUGCAUAAGAGUGGGGAACUGAAGAAGGUUCUGACUGAGAAAGGGAUUAUUCGGAAAGAGAGCCUAGAGGACCGACUCGAGGCCCUAAUUUCCUCAUCCCCAGUGAUGCUGUUCAUGAAGGGCAACCCAGAUAAUCCACGUUGCGGCUUUAGUUCGAAAGUGGUGAAUGCCUUGAAAGGAGCAGGGAUAAGCUUUGGGUCCUUUGACAUUCUAUCUGAUGAGGAAGUUAGACAAGGUCUGAAGACAUACUCGAACUGGCCCACCUUCCCCCAACUCUACUACAAAUCAGAACUGAUGGGGGGCUGUGACAUUGUUCUCGAGCUGGAAAAGAGUGGAGAGCUGAAGUCCACUCUCUCGGAGUAGCGGAUAUUCUGGCGCUAUAUUGUCGUCGUCUUAUGGUGUUUCUGAGCAUCUGUCCUAUAUCGUAUUGCUCUAUUGAUGGCAUUGUUAUGCCAAUGUAUUUCGUAGAUCCAUCUUUUAAACUUGGAUAUCGUAGUGCUACGUUUGCUGAAGUCCACUCUCUCGGAGUAGCGGAUAUUCUGGCGCUAUAUUGUCUGUCGUCUUAUGGUGUUUCUGAGCAUCUGUCCUAUAUCCGUAUUGCUCUA